Messenger RNA from Sinocyclocheilus rhinocerous, 1842 nucleotides. RefSeq names its product serine/threonine-protein kinase PAK 6-like. The record is from RefSeq and is a predicted model, not a curated record. Lineage: Eukaryota; Metazoa; Chordata; Actinopteri; Cypriniformes; Cyprinidae. Bases 85 to 1542 code for a protein of 485 amino acids. The transcript is spliced from 8 exons. Gene Ontology annotation, biological process: protein phosphorylation. Gene Ontology annotation, molecular function: protein serine/threonine kinase activity; ATP binding.
GUCAGAUUGACAGCUCCGCCCCUCCUUCAGUCGAGUUUUGACGGCUGUUGUGUUUUCUUCAGAGCGUGUCGUGAACUCGAGUGCAUGGCUCUGCUGUCGUGUCAUGAUGGGACAGACUCUUGUUUCCUGCAGGCUGUCAGGAUGUUCCAGAGGAAGAAGAAGAAGAAGAAGAAGAGGAGGAGGCUGGAGAUCUCCACACCCAGGAACUUCGAGCACAGGGUGCACACGUCCUUUGACUCGGUGCAGGGCUGUUUCGUGGGUCUGCCGACCCAAUGGCAAAGCCUCAUAGAAACACUCAGGAGACCCAAACCUGUGGUGGACCCCUCCAGCAUCACGCAGGUGCAGCUCAAGCUGCAGAGGGUUCUGUCUCAAUCCUCAGUCCCUCCGACGCAGGACAGACCCGCGAGUCCCAGCGGAGCCCCGUCGCCCUGCUCGAGAGUCACGCACGAGCAGUUCAGAGCCGCGCUGCAGAGGGUGGUGGACACCGGCGACCCUCGCUCGUCUCUGGAGAACUUCGUGAAGAUCGGCGAGGGCUCCACGGGCCAUUUUACUCCAUAUAUGUACUGUAUAUUCGUAUGUCCACAACCCGGCCAUGGAAUAAUAAUCAGCCACCAAAGCGCACGCCGUUCCUCCAGCGACCUCAUUUGUCCCAUCAAACCCCCCGGGACUCCAGCCUCAGUCCCUCCGACGCAGGACAGACCCGCGAGUCCCAGCGGAGCCCCGUCGCCCUGCUCGAGAGUCACGCACGAGCAGUUCAGAGCCGCGCUGCAGAGGGUGGUGGACACCGGCGACCCUCGCUCGUCUCUGGAGAACUUCGGGAAGAUCGGCGAGGGCUCCACGGGUGCGGUGUGCAUCGCGCGGGAGAAGCACAGCGGGCGGCAGGUCGCGGUGAAGAUGAUGGACCUGAGGAAGCAGCAGAGGAGAGAACUGCUCUUCAAUGAGGAGUGUGUGUGUGUGUGUAUAUGUGUGAGUGUGUGUGUGUUUAGGCUAACAGAGGAGCAGAUUGCUACGGUGUGUGAAGCCGUUCUCCAGGCUCUCUGUUAUCUUCACGCUCAGGGCAUUAUUCACAGAGACAUCAAGAGCGACUCUAUCUUACUCACACUGGAUGGCACGGUCAAACUGUCCGACUUUGGAUUCUGUGCUCAGAUCAGCAAAGACAUCCCGAAGAGGAAGUCGUUAGUCGGGACUCCGUAUUGGAUGGCGCCGGAAGUGGUUUCAAAGACGCCAUACGGCACUGAGGUGGACAUGUGUUCUCUGGGGAUCAUGGUGGUGGAGAUGAUCGAUGGAGAACCUCCGUAUUUCAGCGAGACACCGAUAGCAGCGAUGAAGAGACUGCGGGACGAGCCGCCGCCGACCGUCAGAAACAUCAGCAAGAUCUCUCCCGUCCUGAGGGACUUUCUGGACUCGAUGUUGAGGCGUGAUCCGCUGGAGCGAGCGAGCGCCGGUGAUCUGCUCCAGCAUCUCUUCAUGCUGCAGGCCGCUUCUCCUCGCUGUCUGGUGCCGCUGCUGGAGCAGCACCGCAAACACAUGUCCCGCUGCUGACCACAGAGUCUCCCAGCAGCACUUCUGACUGUGAAUGCUCCUGAUCUACUGCAGCACUGAGCUGGACUGCUGACCUUCCCUCUGGAGACCCGCAUGGAGGAGGACAGGAACGAUUCACCCCAAACCCAUCAUUCUGUCAGCAUUUAUUCAGCUUAUUCUAAUGCAUUUGUGCCGUGUGUAAUAUAGACUGAGCUGCUGGGUUUAUUAAAUCCAUCUGAUGAUCGUUCACUGUUUCCGCUGCAGGACAAUGAAUUAAAAGGUAAUUGCGACCUUUUUUCUUGCAAUUCUGAGAAAAAAAAA